Molecule: messenger RNA, 549 nt
Organism: Prunus armeniaca (apricot)
Lineage: Eukaryota; Viridiplantae; Streptophyta; Magnoliopsida; Rosales; Rosaceae
Source: the annotation of a GenBank genome assembly
AUGGCGAAACACCCAAUGAUGAUCCAAUACCUUGACAAAAUUCAAGAGCUUUUUGAAGGCAUUCCCUACCAUCACCAUUCAACAAGUUCUCCAGGCAGAGAACACACAUGCAGAUAUACUAGCAAGCCUGGGAUCAGUGCUGGACACCCAGUUCAAACAUUCAAUUCUGGUCGAGCACCUUGGUCAGUCAAGCAUCGAAGAGUGCUUUGCAAAAUCCACGACGGUAAGUGCGACAACCACUCUGAGGGUAGAUCACUAGUCCAUAAAGCACUAAACAUAGGUUACUUCUUGCCUACCAUGCAUUAUGACUCUAUGGAUUAUGUCAGAAGAUGUGAUCGAUGCCAAUGCUACAAGCUGGUCCUAAGUCUAUUAGCCGAGGUGUACCAUCCACAGAACAAUCCAUGCCCAUUCAUGCAAUGGGCUAUUGACUUGGUGGGUCCUAUGUCACCGACACCUGCCAAGAAAGACAUGAUCUUCGCUACCGACUACUUUACUAAAUGGAUCGAGGCUAAAACUCUAUCCUCUACUAAAGAGGCCGAUGUGGAGUGA